This is a messenger RNA of Talaromyces proteolyticus, 1331 nucleotides long. RefSeq lists its product as uncharacterized. The record is from RefSeq and is a predicted model, not a curated record. The transcript has a single exon. The coding region runs from base 138 to 1142 and encodes 334 amino acids. NCBI's taxonomy places the organism in Eukaryota, Fungi, Ascomycota, Eurotiomycetes, Eurotiales, Trichocomaceae. Gene Ontology annotation, molecular function: hydrolase activity, acting on ester bonds; zinc ion binding. Gene Ontology annotation, cellular component: nucleus.
GUUUAUCGGAGUGACCCCACAAUCCAAACUGGUUCUGUACCUGCGGAAGUGGAGGUGAUCACGCAAAAAUAACGUCAGCCACAAUAGUAAAAAUCGGGAGUUAAUUACUGCAAUUUUAUGGAUUGUUUAUCUGCUUGAUGGGGAUUCCGACAGUUCCUAACGUACUAAGCAACAAAAUGCAUGUCGAAAAGUUCCCUCUCUCCCCACCUAGUCUCGAGGAACUAGCUGAACAGCUGAUGGCCCCUCUUGCCGCGAACUACGAGCAUACGACAAUCAAUGUAGUCCCAUGCCCAGAUCUCCGCAAGCCACCUUUCAAUCUCGCCACUGAGGGUCUAUCUGGAAAUGAGAAAAUUGCAGAUAUCGGUGGCCAGCCGAAUCUUUUCCCGCGGCCUCGCUUGGACUGCAAAUUCUCCUUCAUUGAAAUUGCCAAAGCCAUGGAGAUGGAUUCAGCCAAGGGAAGUCUAAUCGGUGCGGGAGCCGGACCAUUUCAUGUGGUGGGUUGCAAUUGCGAGCUUGUCCCCAAUCUCAGCUGGGAAGCGGGGCUCGUAAAUUUUGACAAUCAGACGCGAUAUGCGAGGAUCGUCCCGGAUUCAGGUGCGGUGGAUGUAGACAGAAGCACAAGUCUAGAGUUUGCUUUGAUGGCCAACCUCUACGGUUCAUUGGGAGAACCGGGCCCAGUUAUCAAGAUCACUGCGCGUGGACGAAAAGGGUCUGAGAAGAGCUUCACUGAGUGUAUUCAAAGAGCGCUUAAGAAGGCUUACGGUGACGCCCAAACUGUCAGCCUCGGGGGCACGUUCCUCGUUAAGUCAGGCACAGCUCGCUACCAUGUUAUGCCCGAUUUUCCACCAGAGCACAAGCUACCUUUCAAGAACUCCAAACAGCUUAACGACUGGCUCACCUUCCACGACUUUGAAAGCCCAAUCGUUUGUCUGUCUGUUUUGCACUCGGGGGACCCAGGUAAAACCAUGGGGUUGCGACUAGAGCACACUCACUGCUUUUCUCCAUUGGGGCAGAAUUCCGGAGGUCACUAUCAUUACGAUGUAGACGAUACUAAUGAAGCAAUUGAAUAUGAAGCUUAUUUCAAUACGGCGAAGGUGAUAUAUAGGGUAGAUCGGCCGACAGAAACCCAGCCACGAGAUUAGCAUGAUGAAUGAGACUACAUACUCAAAUUGUGGAAUACUAUAGAUACGCUUUGUUGUUGUUGUUGUCGCAUUCAAGUAUUUAUAGUCCGGUUUUAGCAGCAUCCUUUCACCCACUGCUAUGCCAAGACUCUCACAAGUUAAACACAGAAAUGUACCAUCUUCGCACAUUAGAAUCAGUUGGUCUUAUCC